UCUUUAGUCCAUUAAUGUCUUUUGUUCUUCACCUGCCAAUGCAUCUGAUGGACCUGCACUGAAAUACACAAACUGAAACUGUCUCUUCACCUGUUGUAGUUACAGCUGUCUCCAAACCCUGCUGGUGCUUCAUAUGACAGUUGCCAUCUGGGUUGGCCUACACACCCGGAUCCCCCUGUUCACAACCAGGAUUGAGGGAUGACAGAGGCAGUGGGGGUGCAGAAGACUGCCCGGACCGUGUGGCAAGCAGACCUGCAGCCACUUUCUCCCCUUCUUUCUUUUCUUGUUUUCCAAGUUCCCUCUCAACACCAGCAUGGAUCCCAAAGCCUUAAAGGAGGAACUACGGCUGUUCCAGAGUACCUUGCUUCAAGAUGGACUGAAGGAACUUCUGAAUGAAAACAAGUUUGUGGACUGCACUUUGAAAAUCGGUGACCGCUCUUUUCCCUGUCACCGUCUGAUCAUGGCCGCCUGUAGCCCCUACUUCAGAGAGCUCUUCUUUUCCGAAGACGGCAAGGAGAAGGACAUCGGCAAGGAAGUGGUUGUAGACGAUGUAGAUCCCAACAUCAUGGAUAUGAUCAUCCAGUAUUUGUACUCUGCUGAGAUCGACUUGACGGAUGACAACGUUCAGGAGAUAUUUGCUGUGGCCAACCGUUUCCAGAUACCCUCAGUGUUUACAGUAUGUGUGAAUUAUCUCCAGAAGAAACUAUCAUUGGCCAACUGUCUCGCCGUCUUCCGGCUCGGCCUGGUCCUCAGCGUGCCCAGGCUUGCUAUAACGGCACGUGAUUACAUCGCAGACCACUUUGAAACCGUGGCUGCCGAGGAGGAGUUCCUUCAACUGGCGACCCACGAACUCCUGGCCCUGAUUGGUGGAGACACGCUCAACGUGGAAAAGGAGGAAGUCGUGUACGAGUCGGUGAUGAAGUGGGUGCGCAGCGACAAGGUGAAGCGUGCCAAGAGUCUCGGGGAGGUAUUCGAAUGCAUCCGCUUCCGUCUGCUGCCAGAGAAGUACUUCCGGGAGAAGGUAGAGACCGAUGACAUCAUCAAGGCUGAUCCAGAACUCGCAAAGAAGUUGCAGGUCAUCAAAGAUGCAUUUGGAGGAAAACUCCCAGAGGCGAAGAAGAAGGAGAAGAUGGAAGGAGAGGAGGAGGGAGUGGAGGAGGGAGAGGAGGAGGGAGAGGAGGAGUUGUUGCCGGGUUACCUAAAUGAUAAUCGGCGAUUGGGGAUGUAUGGACGAGACCUGAUCGUCAUGAUCAAUGACACAGCUGCUGUGGCGUACGACGUGGGUGAGAACGAAUGUUUCCUGGCUGCCAUGGCGGAACAGAUUCCAAAGAACCAUGUAAGUCUCUGCACCAAGAAGAAUAAUCUCUAUAUUGUUGGAGGACUGUUUGUUGAUGAAGAGAACAAGGACUCUCCACUGCAGUGCUACUUCUUCCAGCUGGACAGUCUCGGUGCGGAAUGGAGAGCCAUGCCACCCAUGCCCAGUCCCAGAUGCUUAUUCAAUCUGGGCGAAUAUGAAAACCUGUUGUUUGCCAUCGCUGGCAAAGACCUGCAGACCAACGAGUCCCUGGACUCAGUCAUGUGUUACGACACUGAUAAGAUGAAAUGGAGCGAGACCAAGAAACUUCCUCUGCGUAUUCACGGCCACGCCGUUGUCUCACACAACAAACUGGUGUACUGCAUUGGAGGAAAGACAGAUGACAACAAAGCUAUCAAUAAAAUGUUUGUGUACAACCACAAGCAGUCAGAAUGGAGGGAACUAGCGGCUAUGAAGACACCCAGAGCAAUGUUUGGAGCUGUAGUUCAUAAGGGAAAGAUUAUCGUAACUGGAGGAGUAAAUGAGGAAGGUCUCACAGCUUUAGCCGAAGCCUACGAUUUUGGAACAAACAAGUGGGACACGUUUACAGAAUUCCCUCAGGAGCGCAGCUCUGUGAAUCUGUUGAGCACAGGGGGAAGCCUGUAUGCAGUUGGAGGAUUCGCAAUUGUGGAACUGGAAGACAAGAACAUUGGACCCUCUGAGAUCACAGACAUCUGGCAGUAUGAAGAGGACAAGAAGGCAUGGAGUGGUAUGUUGAGAGAAAUGCGCUACGCCUCUGGUUCCUCCUGCGUUGGCAUGCGUUUAAAUGCUGCCAGGAUGCCCAAACUCUAAAGAAAACUACUCUUUCCCCAAGUGUGACCCUCUUUGGCCAUUUGACCUCAACACACAGCUGUCUGUUUCAGUUUAGUAUAGUCUAAAAUAAGGAGCUAAGGAAAUUAAAACUUUGUACGCCCUUAUGAAAAUUAACCAUGGAUUAACUAGAUUAAUUAUAGGUUUUUGGUUUUAUUUACAGUAAAACCAGAGUAACCACAAAUUUAACAUGUUCUAGCUAUAGUAACACCAGUUUAACUGUGAUAUUUGUAGUUAAACUGUAGUAUUUCAAAUAGUAGUCAAUUUGCAAAACAAAGCAUGGUUACUUCAUUUUUAUUAUAAUAAAACCAUGGUUGUUUUCCUAAAGGGUGGGUGAGAAAAGGGCAAAGAAAGAUUCUGGGUUCCUCUAGUUCUUUUUUGUUUGCAUUAGAUGCAACACAGUUGUUAUUAAAUGUGUCUAUGUGAACAUAAGUCAUUUCUCCAUUUAACUCCAAUUAGACAAGGUGUAAACAAGGUCAGGUACAUUUCUGCAUUGUUAAUAUAUAGUAGUAGAAAUUCUAGUUCUCUGCUCAGAUAAAACUGUUAUGUAUGUGCUAUUUUUUGUAAAAUAAAAAUGUUUAAA
Messenger RNA from Triplophysa rosa, 2747 nucleotides. RefSeq names its product kelch-like family member 41b (gene klhl41b). Gene Ontology annotation, molecular function: protein binding. The record is from RefSeq and is a predicted model, not a curated record. The transcript has 9 exons. The coding region runs from base 314 to 2146 and encodes 610 amino acids. Lineage: Eukaryota; Metazoa; Chordata; Actinopteri; Cypriniformes; Nemacheilidae.